Effrenium voratum is the source of this 1835-nucleotide messenger RNA. NCBI's taxonomy places the organism in Eukaryota, Dinophyceae, Suessiales, Symbiodiniaceae. The record is from the annotation of a GenBank genome assembly.
AGGUGUCUAUUCAGCUGCCAGAACCUGGUGGCGACGUAGACGACAACCUCCGGGAGCUCGCGAACUAUGCCAUCCACGACCUGCACGUGCAGGAGCCGCAUUUCAGCAUGCUGGUCAGCGGCGAGAAGCGGAUAGAGCUACGAGUUGCCAAGCGGCGGUUUACCUGCAUCGAAGCCCAAAGCUACUUCCGCGUGCAACGCUCUUCGCCUCCGCAAUCUGCGAUGUUUAAGAUCCUGCGCGCCACCCACUACCGCUGCUUGGAGGACGCGUUUGCGGCCGAAGGGGUGGGCAACAUCCUGCCGGGUGUCACUUGCAUGUCCGCAGGCAUCGCCUCCUUCCAGCAGCUCUACGGAACCCAACAGCUGGAGCCCGGGCUGGUGGCAUUCGAGCUCUCCUCCUGCAAAGCUGAGGCCUCAGCUGCCCCGGCCCGGCGCGCACCGCCCAUUCUGCACGGGAGGGCCGCGGACCCGGCUGACGCAGCGCACGGAGCCGCGGGCGAAUCAAUGCUGCGCGUGCGGGGGGCCUGGCGCUACCCCACAGAGACCAAGGGCUUCGGAGAGUUGACGCUGCAGCCGCAGUGGGACCUUCUGGCGAAGAAGAACCCCGACUGGUGCUUGGAAGCCACCGCCUUCUGCGUCCUGGGCGAGCAGAGCUGUCCGCUGCCCGACGAGGAGGGCCUGGAGUUCAUCCUGGACCUCGGGGAUUCCAAGCCGCGCUGGGGUCAGGUGAAGGUGUGCCUCACCGUGUGGGAUGAGGUGGUGCUGCGCACGGCCCGCAGCGCCUUCUUCGGCCAGGCCUGGCUGCCGCCGCUGUGGCAGGCCGGCGGUGAGGUGCGGCUGCCGCUUCUUCGCGGAGCGGCGUCCGCCGCUUCCGCGGGGGAGUUGUCCGUGUCCGCCAGCUGGGAGUACCCGGCGGCGGGCACGGAGUCACAGGGGCGCCUGGCUUUGCGUGGGCUGUCGCUGUCGCCUUGCCCGGGCCCGGCCUACGUGGUGGCGCGGGUCUUCCAUCAGAGCUGCCGGGGAAUUGAGGGCUGCGGCACGCACAAAGUGGUGCUGAAGGUGCCCGUGUCCGGCGCCGGAGGCGGCGCUGCCGGCCGAAAGAAGGCGCCCAACCCGGCGCGCCUGGGGGAUGAGCGCCCGGAGCCAGUGCUCAGGGUGGCUACGCCAAAGACCAAGCGCUCGGAGGUCCGCUUUGUGGUGCCGGGGAGCUUGGUGAAGCUGGGCCGUCGCCUGCGCUUCGCGGGGCUGGACUGCGCCAUUGUGGACUCGUUGCAAGCGGCGCAGCAGCAGGCGGCGGCAGAACGCCGUCACCUGUUGGUGUUGGAGGGCUCUCGCUCCCCGGGCAUCGCGCUGCCACGGAAAGCCCUGGAGGAGCAGCUGCAGUACGUGUUGGACCACCUGGGCCUUUGGUUGGACCCCUCCUCCAUGGCCUCCCGCUGUGCCGAGUGCAAUGGGCACCGCUUCCGCCUCGCAAGCCGAGAAGAGAUCGCGGCAUCCGAGGAGCUGCACGCUAGCACCUUGGAGCGGUAUUCGGAGUUUUGGCGCUGCUGCAGCUGCCGGAAGCUCUACUGGGAGGGCGGGGCCUGGUGCCGGUCCCUGCGCGCCUUGAAGCCGAGCGAAGCGGAAGCGGAAAGUGGAAAAGCGCUUCCCCUGCCCGACAGGGUGUUCCCCAAUAGAAGGGUUCUAAGAAGCGGGUUCGGAUCGUUUGCACCCAAGGAGAAUCACAUGUGUGUGAAGCAUCCAAGCACCCAAGGGCCCACUUGGAUGGGGAGACCGUGGGAACCUAAGGGAAAACCCAAAGGAACUCAACUGUUCUGGGUCCAUUUUCUUAUUUAG